This is a messenger RNA of Durio zibethinus, 1831 nucleotides long. Lineage: Eukaryota; Viridiplantae; Streptophyta; Magnoliopsida; Malvales; Malvaceae. The record is from RefSeq and is a predicted model, not a curated record.
CAGAACAGCAGAUGAGACAUGGGCCCCUGACAGUUCUCAUUCUUCCAAGUUUGUUCAUUUGUUUCUUGAUGAAGAGAAGAAACCAGUAGAUGAUCCUUCCACCGGCAUGCCAAAAGACUUGCUCUCAUUAAUUCAGGGUGGUGAAAAAGGCGGUUUCCAUGUUUCUGAUAGGAUAGCUACUAAGCAUGGAGCAUCAAACUUUCCAUUCCAAAUCUCUAAACUUUGCUGACAGGCGUGUUAUAUCAAAUUUGAGGUCUCCUGGAAUUGAAAACUCUGAGAUAUCAUGCAAUAUUAAUGAUGUUAAUAAACCAGCAGCAGUUCCAGCUGUCCUCACAUGUGAGGAUCUUGAGAAGUCAAUUCUGCCUAGAAGCACUGAAAGCGAUCCAAACUUUGCCUCCUGCUUUUGAAGACUGGAAAAUUCCUGAUGCUGAGAGUGGAAAACAAGAAGUUAAUAUCGAUGAUCAUGCAUCCCAGCACCUUCUUUCAUUGUUACAGAAGAAAACAAGUAUGAAAAAUAUAAUUAUCAUCUGCCAAAGAAGACAACAGAUCUUCAGAAAGCGUACAAAAUAUUGAAACAGGAAGAGUUGACACUGCACCUUGUGAAUCUUUAGAGGCGAAUCCAGGAAAUGCUCCCACUUCAGGGAAGAGUCUUAACUCUUAAAGCACUUUUUGGAAGUGCUUUCAUGAAGGAACUGCAAUUAGUUGGAGCACCACCUUCUGUUCAGAAGGGUUCAAUCGCGUAUGCAAGAGUUGAUGUAUUAGAAUCUAACAGGCUUUCCCUUAAUGUCACAGAUGAUAGUCUUUUUCCUUCUACGGUUCACAUUGGGUCAAAUAACGAUACUUUUGAACCAAAUAUUUUAGCAUUUACCAAAAGAGAGUAGAUUAAAUCUGAUGACAUUGAAGAGCAUUUGUUAGGCUAUAAGGAUGCUCGAUCUGCAAUGGAUUCAUCAUUAUCUCAGAGCUGAAUUAGGGUCUAAAUUUGUUGGUUUUGAUGGAUCUGCUGAAAUUUGGCUUCCUCAAGAGGAUAGCUUGAUCGGUCAGUGAUCCUGUGAAACUCCAGAACUUCAAUGCUGGUUGUGUAAAAGCAGAGCUAUUGCCCACCCACGAGACACCUAUCAAUAUUUCAGAGAAACUAGCAGCUUCAAAGGCUGUCUUCCGUGAUGAAAGACCUGCUGUAAGAGGGCAAGAGGGUCCAUCUUUUCUUCCUGGUCCCUAUGAUAUGAGGCAGUCAGAUAUUCCAUUUCAUAACCAAAUUGUCCAGCCAUCUUCUCCACAGCUUCAUCCUCCUCAAAUGAAUCAUGGAGGGCCUUUGAUUCAUUCAUUAGAUCAUCAUCCUUCUAAAAUCAAGUUCUUGGCUCCAGAAGGCUUCAUCCAUCAUGAUGCCUCACGGAAUCAUCAAUUUCCUGCAAGUAUGCUUCGCCCUCCUUUCCAUCACCUUAGCAUUGGACCAACUGGAUUUGAUCCUCCAACGUAUCAUCCUAUGUUACAACAAAUGCCUAUGCCUGGAAACUUUCCUUCACCCGACUUGCAACUAGGAUUUCCCGGUGGUUCACCACUGCCUCCUCAUUCAAAUAAUCAGGUGUCUGGUUUCAUACAGGAAGUGAAUCCGAUGCAUGGUUUUCCAUUUGGACAUGGUCACCGGCAGCCCCAGCCGAACUUUGCUGAGUCUUGGAAUGCCUCCAGGUAAAUUAUUUAAUAUGUCUUGUUUCUUUCCCAUCCUUACCAAUUUCGACUUUGUAAAACCUGCCCACUAUAUUUCAUUCCGGUAAUGCCUACAAUUGAUGUAAAGGACUAUCUUAUUUGGCUUAAGGUAAUUUAAAGAGUAUGAUAA